Mesorhabditis belari is the source of this 480-nucleotide messenger RNA. NCBI's taxonomy places the organism in Eukaryota, Metazoa, Nematoda, Chromadorea, Rhabditida, Rhabditidae. The record is from the annotation of a GenBank genome assembly.
AUGAGAACGAUUCUGGUGAUUGCUGUUAUUGCUUUUCUUGCUGUAAAUGCCAAAAAGCAAAAGGGGCAAAAUGUGGAGAGGCCAAUGAAAGUUGAACAGAUGCCUUGCCCCUAUAUGCGAGAGCAAGCAAUGGCUCAAAUGGAUCCAUUGUCGAGAGCCAAUGCCGAGUACCAGAUUUGUAAGCAAAACUGCCUGAUGAAGCACCAACACCAGCAGAUGCAAACCACCACUGAACAGAAAGUCGAUCAAUUGAGAAAAGAGCUCGCUGACGCUGAGGCUUUUCUUCAACAAAUGGGUCAGGCUGAGGGACAAGACGGUCAUCAACAGCUCCAAGAUGGGCACGAUCAACAAACCGGAUUCGGUCAUCAUCCAGCUGGCGUUCAUCAAUCUUCACAAAUGUCAGACAAUCAACGACAGGCCGCCAAGCCCCAUUCGAUCAAUCACGGAUCAGGACCAAGCCACCCCGCCGACUACAAAAUU